This is a messenger RNA of Tarenaya hassleriana, 1452 nucleotides long. RefSeq names its product ultraviolet-B receptor UVR8. The transcript has 7 exons. The coding region runs from base 131 to 1342 and encodes 403 amino acids. The record is from RefSeq and is a predicted model, not a curated record. NCBI's taxonomy places the organism in Eukaryota, Viridiplantae, Streptophyta, Magnoliopsida, Brassicales, Cleomaceae.
AUGUCGGAUCAAGUACAAUUCCUAAACCGAACAGGACAAGACGAAAUCCGGUGGAAGUACUCGGGCUUUUCGAGUUUCCGUACUUAGGGAUUCCUGCAUCUGCCGGUUUGGAAUCGGCCGGUGGUCGACCAUGUCCGAACGAGACGGAGCAGUCGAUGAAUCCAGACAAGAGAUAGCGACGGCGACGGCGACGGCGGCGGCGGAAGAAGAAGAAAUUUGGAGCUGGGGUGCGGGAACGGACGGCCAGUUGGGGACGUGGAGGCUGGAGGACGAGCAUCUUCCACAGCUCCUCCGCCUCCCUUCGCUGACGUCGCUCGGCCCCAUAUCCAUGCUCGCUUGCGGCGGCGCUCACGUCAUCGCCUUGACCUCCGGUGGUAAGGUAUUGACAUGGGGAAGAGGAACUUCUGGUCAGUUAGGGCAUGGCGACACGCUAAACAGCUUGUCUCCAAAGCCUGUUUCCUUCUUCCAUGACUGCGUGAUAACUCAUGUUGCUGCCGGAUGGAGUCAUUCUGGUUUUGUCUCCGACACCAGUAGCCUUUUCACCUGUGGCGAUGGCUCGUUCGGUCAGUUAGGUCACAGCGACAAUACGUCACAUUGUUAUCCAGCUAAAGUUUCGUAUUUUGCCAACAAACAUGUGAAGAUGGUAGCUUGUGGGAUGAGACACUCCCUAGUCUUGUCGACAGGUUUCCCCGGGAAUCAGGUACAUGCAUUUGGGUCUGGAAAGCGUGGCCAGCUCGGUGUCUCAUCUGACCUAACGAAAUCGAUUAAUCUUCCGCGAGUGGUAUCGGGGCUAGAAGGUGUUGAGAUUGUUCGGAUCUCAGCUAAUGGAGAUCAUAGUGCAGCACUAUCUGCUAAUGGAGAGUUGUUCACUUGGGGAAGAGGGUUUCAAGGCUGCACUACCGAUGCUCGAACCCCUCAGCGUUUGGAUUCGGCCGUAUCUUUCCGUGAAAUAGCCCUCGGAUGGAACCAUGCCCUACAACUAACCGGUGACGGCGAGGUUUUCAUGCUCGGCAAAACCCUUAACCACCAACCAGGGAAGCCAACGGAUUCCUCGGAAGCUAUCUUGGAGAAAGUUCCGGACUUUGAAGGUCUUAGAGUUCUGAAAAUCGCGGCCGGGGCAGAGCAUUCUGCUGCAGUAACAGAGAAUGGGGAAGUGAGGACAUGGGGAUGGGGAGAACAUGGUCAGCUCGGCCAUGGAAGUGCCGCUGAUCGGACAAAACCUCAAGUGGUGAAUCUUGGAAGCGGAUAUGAGCAGAUUAAGGACAUCGAAGUUUACUGUGGAAGUGGAUUUACCUUUGCCGUUGUAACACGAAAACACCUUCCUCCUCCUCUUAUUACCUGAUCAAAGAUGCGAAAACACUCUGUUUCUAUUACAACAUAAGAAAACACAGAUAGAUAGGGUCUACAUCAGCACAAUUAUAGAAAAUAAAUUGGUUUGAAAAUUUGAAAACA